Acanthocheilonema viteae is the source of this 600-nucleotide messenger RNA. Lineage: Eukaryota; Metazoa; Nematoda; Chromadorea; Rhabditida; Onchocercidae. The record is from the annotation of a GenBank genome assembly.
AUGACAUAUCGUAACGCUUUACUGUUCACCUGUUGGACAUUGGUCCAUGCACAACCGUUACCUGCUCCACCUGGAAUUGACGUUGGUGCAUUAACUGAUCAGGCACGACAAUUCAUUGAUCUUUAUGGAAUCGCUGCGCAAUUGAUGAAUUUUGGCGGCUCAAUCAUUAACAAUGCAAAGAGUGUUUACGAUUCUACCGGAUAUGAUGGCAUUUCAAGAAAUAGCAUAUGGUUUCCUAGUGAUAGAAGAAACCCGAAAAUUGGUAACACAUACGGUUCAUUACCAUUUACUGAAUAUGGUGAUCGAGCAUACGGUAAUGAUUAUAGUUCAAUGCAUCCGAUAAAAAGAAGUGGAAUUGAAACAUUGCUGAAUGUUUUUUUAGGCCCAUCGUUUUUUGGACAAACAACACCGCCACCACCAACAGAUUUGGCGAAUUUUUUUAAACCAGAUUAUCAUCAAAGUGAAAACUAUCAUGCCACCGGAGGUUCAAAUAUCGAUCGAUUGAUUAAUUUAUUAAGACGAAGUGGCGCUCAAAGGGCAACACCUAAUCCCGAUAGUUCACCAAAUUUACUUCAGACUAUUUUCGGAAGGAAACGAUAA